Messenger RNA from Amyelois transitella, 3192 nucleotides. RefSeq names its product sphingolipid delta(4)-desaturase DES1 (gene ifc). Gene Ontology annotation, molecular function: sphingolipid delta-4 desaturase activity. The transcript has 9 exons. Lineage: Eukaryota; Metazoa; Arthropoda; Insecta; Lepidoptera; Pyralidae. Gene Ontology annotation, biological process: ceramide biosynthetic process. Gene Ontology annotation, cellular component: membrane. The coding region runs from base 178 to 1143 and encodes 321 amino acids. The record is from RefSeq and is a predicted model, not a curated record.
UUUGAUUUUAGUAGAUAACUGUCAUUCAGUAAAAGUGGGCGACUUGAUUGAGUAGUGAUAAUUUAAUUUUAAGCGCCGAAUCUUGAUUUCUCGUUAUUUUCGCUUAUGUUUAUAACAUUUCUUUGAUACUGUUGUGUUGAUUAUGUUCGUCUAAAUCGGACAUCACAUCUGUGAAAUAUGGGUGCAAAAGUGUCUAGAACCGACUUCGAAUGGGUAUACACCGAAGAACCGCACGCUUCACGCCGUAAAAUUAUUUUAGAAAAAUACCCGGAAAUCAAACAGCUCUUCGGCUACGACCCGCUGUUCAAAUGGGUGGUGACUGCCAUGGUGUUCACCCAGUUCGCCAUGCUGCCCGUCGUCCAGCAUCUCAGCUGGCCGGCGAUGCUGCUCCUCGCGUACUGCUUCGGCGGCGUCAUCAACCACUCUCUGAUGCUGGCAAUCCACGAGAUAGCUCAUAACCUGGCGUUCGGCCACAACCGGCCGUUCCACAACAGGCUGUUCGGAUUCUUCGCGAACCUCCCAAUAGGGUUGCCAGUGUCGAUCAGCUUCAAAAAGUACCAUUUGGAACAUCAUCGGUACCAAGGCGACGAGGUGAUAGACACUGACCUCCCCACCCUAAUAGAAGCGAAGCUGUUCAACACCACAGGCGGAAAGCUGCUGUGGUUGUUUUUGCAACCGUUGUUUUAUACAGUGCGCCCUCUGGUGGUAAGACCGAAGCCCCCUACACCGCUGGAGCUGGUGAAUGCUGUCAUACAGCUGUUCUUCGACGCCCUAGUCGUUAAAAUUUUCGGUUGGAAGGUGCUCGCUUAUCUAGUACUUGGUUCAUUGAUGGCGAUGGGAGUGCAUCCUGUAGCAGGCCACUUCAUAUCGGAGCACUAUAUGUUUCGCAAAGGAUUCGAGACAUAUUCCUACUACGGCCCCCUGAAUUGGAUCACAUUCAAUGUGGGCUAUCAUAAUGAACAUCACGAUUUCCCCGCUGUACCCGGGAGAAGGUUGCCUGAGGUGAAGAGAAUAGCGUCGGAGUUCUACGACGACCUGCCACAGCAUCACAGCUGGUCUUCAGUGUUGUACGACUUCGUGAUGGAUCCCGAUAUCGGCCCUUACGCCAGGAUCAAGAGGAAGCACCACGGGCUCGAUAGCUAGGGAUGUGGCGCCAUCUAGACUUCGAAGACGAAUCACUAAAGAGAAUUUAGUUGUUUUUUUUUCAAUGAUGAAAUUAUAAAUAUUUUUCUAUCCCAAUUGAGUCUAAAAUUUAAUUAAUUUCAAUUUCUUUAAAUUGUUUUGAAAGUUCGUACUUCUUUGCAAAAUAUGUACAUUUUGUGUCUACUUCAUAUUAAUAUAAUGUACGAAAAUAUUUUAAUAAAGCCCUGAUGUUUUAGUAAAUGCUGAAAUUUGUAUUAUAUUUAUUUGCGUAUUAGUCAAUUUUUGAAAUUGUCUAUUGAAAAUUUUGUUUUACAAUAAAAUUUUAUCUUACCUUUAAUUUUGAAUGGAAGGGCAGGUAGGUAUAUUUUAUUAUAGCUUUUAACCAAAUGGUAUAAGGUCCAAGAAUUUCUUGGUUCGGGCAGUGAAUUCUCGCAUUUAUUAUAUACAUAUAUUAUAUUAAGGGUCAGGUCAAAAGUACCCGAAACCGCCGAGCUUGUAUGAAGAGAGUUAUGAAUGUGGACGAAGCGAAAGAAGUAUGCAGAGAUCGUGGAAAGUGGAAAGAGGUAGUCUCUGCCUACCCCUCCGGGAAAGAGGCGUGAUUUUAUGUAUGUAGUAUGUAUGUAUAUAUUAUAUUGCUAUGAGUUUAUAACUUUUAGUAAAAUUAAUAGAUUUAAAAACCUUGUUAUGCCUUUAAUCUAUAGGUAUCGAGUUAUGUGAGCUCUUCAUAUAUAAUCACUCUUUGGUUAAAAUUCAUUUUUAAUAAAACAAUAAUAAAUAUUUUUCGUUCAUUUUUCACAUCGAUCAAUUGUGGUCACAAUUAUUUUUAAUACAAAAAGUAUAACUUCUGUUGUUACCUCUUUAUUGUGCAACAUAAAAUAUUAUGGUCUCUUAUUUGAACAUAAAAGUAGUUUAACAAAAACAUUACAUUUUUAUGUUCUCGUGUACAAAUAUACUUUCGAAUAUGGCUAUUUUUUUUCAUGCCAAUGAAAUAAAAUGUUCUUCGUAUUUUUUGUUAGAUCAAUGUGGUGUGAUAAUAAUGAUACUUUGUUAUUAUUCUUGUUGAAGAGAUAUCAUUGAUUAUUCUCAAUUUAUUUUUGUACUCUACGCAUUGUAGGCUAGAAUUGUAGAAAAUAAUGUUGUAUUAUUAUGUCUAGUAGUUACAGGGCCAGGCUAUUUUAUUUUUCCAUUGUGUUGUGGUUCUCUAAAAAAUGGCUGUUCUGCCUAAAAAAUUGACUUUCGCUCGGGGCCUCGCUCCCGUGAGUAAUUCCAAAGAAAAGCGACUCAUAUUUGACUUCGGGUAAUUAAUACUGUUCAAUCCACAGUCCAAAAAUCUGGCGUCUGUGCAACAAAUCUAUCUGCAUGGAGAUUAUGGGAGUGAAAAAUAAUAGUCUUAUUUCAUAAUCCUGAUGUUGGGAUUCGUGCCACUAGACCACGGGAUGAGAUAUACUAUUAAAAUAUACAUUUAAGUUUAAUUCAAGUAUUUUUUCACUCCCUUACCAUGGUACCUAGAAAGUAUUUACCUCGGCUAAUCGCUUUAAAUAUUACCGCAUUGAAAUAUAAGCUUUAUAAUGUACGGUAAAAAUUUUGGAUAGGGUUCUAACGUAGUUCGCUGACGCUUUUCACAAAUGGCUCUACCUUUUUUUUUGAUUGGUGUUAAAGCGCUGUGAAAGUAAAAAACUAAGAAAAUUCAUACAUACAAUCACUUCUCCAUCCUAUUACCGAGUAGACUGAGCUAACAGUCUACAUGAUGAUGGAAGAUAAAAUGAAAAUUAUUAUUUUUAAAUUAAAAUUUUGCAUAUAUGAUAAGUUAUCGUUUUUAGAAGAUAUGUUAUAGAAAUUCCUUGGAAUUAAUAUUCUCAGACUAAGGAGUGCGUAAUACCUAAUAAAGUUUAUAUAUCAAUGUAUGUAUAUAUAUCUAUUAGUAUUUGAGCUUGGGAUCGUUAAUACCUCAAAGAAUUUGUCAAGGUGACUACAUGAUAUUAUAUAAAGAUGUAUGUUUGUAAAAUGUACCUAUACCUGUGAAUAUGUUUGAUAAAAUCUAUUUCAAUA